This is a messenger RNA of Monomorium pharaonis (pharaoh ant), 2185 nucleotides long. RefSeq lists its product as uncharacterized. The record is from RefSeq and is a predicted model, not a curated record. The transcript has 7 exons. Lineage: Eukaryota; Metazoa; Arthropoda; Insecta; Hymenoptera; Formicidae. Bases 1186 to 1965 code for a protein of 259 amino acids.
UCUCGCGCAUGCUAUGAAAAUGGGGAUUUCUCACUGAUCAUAGCGUAUUCGAUUGCGUAUAUGUGCGUAUGUAUCGAGCAAAUCGGAAUACCUAUAAUUUAGUGAUUGAAAAGGUGAAAAAGUGCUCAAAUAGAGAGAAUUAGAGAAAAAUUAUAUGACCAACAUAUAUACAAUGUGAUUUUUAAACAUUUAAACCAUUAUAAAAGGAAUAAAGUGUUAUAACAUGUAUCGAUAACUCGGAAAAGUUUUACGGAUGACCUAUAUGUGUCGUAUUGCACAGAAUGUGCGCAAUUUUUAGCGACAAUUUAUUGCAAGUCGCAAUAUUCGGUUACUUAACGAAUUAAUUAUCUGAAGAAAGAAAGAGAGAUAAUGGUCGUCGCGUGUGGAUGUAGCAAUAGGACACUCCUGAGCUCAGGCCGCACAGUGAGUCAAUAUUUGACCCGAGCGAAUCUACAACCGUUGUCGAACAUCGGCCGCUAUGACGAGAGAAUAUUUACGAAAAUGUGCGGCUUAUUUAAACAAGAACCCCACGUGCACGUAAAUUCUUGCGUAUACAACGCGUUAUUGCAACGCGAAGCGUAAGAAGCUCGGCAAAAGCAGUCACUUCAGAUCUUCCGAUCGCGAUGGACGUGAUUCAACAUGAGAUUUGAGAAGAGCAGUGCACACGUAUACUCGGAUUGUGUCGUGAGUGUUCCUACCGAUUAUACGUUGGGUUCCGCCACUUGUUUACUCAAGUUUGAUUAAUAGCCCGACGAAGUACACCUCCCAAGCUUCGUCAUCCGCUUAUCAUAACAGCUCACGUCGAGAACUAGAGCAACAAAUGUUUUCUCCUUAAGUAACGUGUUUUUCUACUUUUCAUCUCCUUAAGUUAUUUAUAUCUGCUGUAAUAUGGAUAGUGUUGGAUAAAUCAGUCAAUUGUCGCCAAAUCAGUUUAUGUAGACUCGAACUAUCUUUAGUCUAGCAGUGAAAAUACUUAUUAAAGCAGAAUACAGAAGAUGCACUCAUCCCAUACGUCGUACACGAUGCUAUAAUGAUUAAAAUAUGAAUGGAGGAAUUCAUUUUGUAUUCCAUGCAAGAGAAUAAAAUGAAAACUGUUGGGUCAUGUAGUUUCUAACAAACAUUUUUUAACGACGCGAAAGUGGAUGCGUACGAAGAAUUCUCUUUUACUCGACAAUUCGAACAGUUAUGAAUUCGAAGCAAGCAGAAACGUGGCUGGCGACAUUGUACACCGGAUCCAUGGUACUCUCCAUCACGUCUGUCAUAUCGCUAGUGACCACAUGGCAGCAUUGGUUAAUGACUUUAGACGGCUGUAUCCAAGUUGAUUGCGGCUGCAUAUUAUACGGCAUCAAUACAUUUCGCACAUUCCUCGGCGGCGACGAGAAGCUGUGCCAUUUCGCCGCGUACGCUCUCGUACCAGUCAUCGUAAUCAGUUUGUGUCUCGGUGCUUAUCACGGGUAUAGAUGUUGCAUACACAAAAAUCUAGACGAGCCACAGCGAAUUAAUCGCGGACACGUAUACGAUGACGACAGAAAAAAUCUUAAUGGACACGUUGUGGUGACUACGAAGAAAAGAGUUGCUUUUAAAUGGUGGAUGCCUAUCGGUUUCUUUGCAGCGUUCGUUUGUUGCUUGUCUCUUGCCCAUGCAGUCGUAAUAACUGACGGCUACUACAAAACUUGCGAACAAUAUAGACGAAAUCUCAUUCAAAUCUUGAAUUCAGGAGGCCAUGAGAUUCAAGCGAUUCACAACAGGCUGCCGUGCGGUGCAAUUUUCGAUUUCAUGGAUUAUCUUCAGCCAGACAAAAAUCACUGGAGUCGCGGUGAGAUGAACACUGCGAUCGCGCUUCAACUUGCAAUAUGCACGAGCUGGUUCAAUUUAUUCGCCUGGCUGAUCGCGUGCUCAAUAAACUUCAUUAUGGCUAAGAAGAGACAACGUAAUUUAGGAGAAAAAUUCUGCUGUUGCUGCUGAGUAAUAUUUUUAGCAACAAACUUGACAACAUUUGUGUAAAAUAUAAUAAAGAUUUCUCUUUAAAAAGUAUGACAAGGCAUGGACAUGAAUUGACACUUGUGUUAAUAGUAUACAUUUUAUUUAUGUAUUUUAUACAGAGAUAGUGUUUUCAUUAACUAUUUUUCUUGUAUGCCUAAUAUCAAAAAAUUAAAGACUCGUCCGACCUGCCGAGGAAAAUAAA